AUGAACGAUAUUUUCUUCUUAAGUUUUAUUCUCUUAUGUUUAUGUCUACCAACUAAACAAUUAAUUUGUUCAACAAAUUGUUCUAUUAUACAAGUUAAAUAUUCUGAAUCUUUCAUUGAACCUACUAAUCAUAGUUCAUGUAUUAAUAAUACAUCAAUGAUAAUUUGUAAAGGACAAAUAAUAGCUUAUUAUAAUGGUAAAACAUAUCCAAAAUAUAUUAAUUAUACUUUUGGAACAAUUGAUGAUACAUUAGAAACAAAAUAUGAAAAUGAUAUUGAUAAUUAUGGAUUAGAAAUUUUAAAAAAAUAUCAAAUUAUUGUUAAUGCAACAAAUAAUGAAGCAAUUAUUAGAGCUGAUAUUUAUUGUACAAUAAAUGAUCAAUGUGCAUUAUUCGAAUUAAAAAAAUUAUUUAUUAAAUAUAAUAAUCAAAUAAAUCCAUUUUAUGAAUUAAAAUCAUUAAUAUAUAUUGAUUUACCAUUAAAUAAUCUUUAUUGUUUUGAUAUUUCAAUUGAUAAAAUAAAACAAUGUAAUAUAACAAAUAAUAAUUCUGUUUGUAUAUCAUAUUUAAAAGAUCUUAAAUAUGAAUGUUCUUAUGCAUCAGAUAUAUAUAUGCAUGUUGAAUAUAUUAUAACAUUACCAUUUUUUUUAUUAUUAAAUCAAAUGAAUGAAUUAGUCAAAUGUAAUAAAGAUAAUUGUAAUAGUAUUGAAACAUUAAUAAAAAUUGAAAAUAUUACAAGAAGCUAUGCUUAUGGAAAUGUUAUUAUGAAAAAUAAUGCCGAGAGACAACGAACAAAAAUAAAUCAAAUUUAUUAUAUAGUUUUAUGGAUGUUUGUUUUGAUGGUCUUUUCCUUUUGA
Molecule: messenger RNA, 855 nt
Organism: Rotaria sp. Silwood2
Lineage: Eukaryota; Metazoa; Rotifera; Eurotatoria; Philodinida; Philodinidae
Source: the annotation of a GenBank genome assembly